This is a messenger RNA of Closterium sp. NIES-67, 2808 nucleotides long. Lineage: Eukaryota; Viridiplantae; Streptophyta; Zygnematophyceae; Desmidiales; Closteriaceae. The record is from the annotation of a GenBank genome assembly.
UUAAGUUUCGAAAACGCGGCUGUGUGGAGAGCAGGUCACUUGCGGCCGACUUCGGUCCAACCUGGCUGUGGCGCAACUGGAAGGGAAGAGAAGAGAGCCAGCAAUGGGGCCAGCUGGUGCUGCUGGUACUAGUUCUCGCGUCCGUCCGGUCGAAUGCAUGCACUACACAACGGCCACCAGGGAAGGGAUGUGCGAGGUUGCGAAGGUAUCCGUCGUUUCCUCCGCGCACGUACCGUGCAUUUCGAAUAGAGUCCGUCUUUCACGCAGCGACCGCAGUGUGGCAUCGGUCGAGCCGGGCGAUUAAUCAGCGAUUGGAUUGCGUCGCUCGGCGAUUGCUUGCCGUAGAAUGCCGCCGCACGCAGCGAGUCACAGGGCGACAACGAGAAUUCGGAGCCCAGCUCGUUAGACUUCCGCAUUAGCCAACAUCCACAGUACAAGUACUAGCCUACUAGGACUGAGUCCGCGCGAUAGGACCUUUUAUCUCUUCAAGAGAUCGCUUGUCUCUUGACUUGACGUCCGCCCUCGAAAAGAUCGCCGCCCCGCAGACUGCGCAUACCCCGACGCGCUCCGAAGCACCAGGGGGCACUCCGAGAACCGCAAGGCCGGCGGUCGCGAGGACCGGUCGAGACGCAAGACCGCAAGUCCACCGCUAGUCCACCGCUAGUCAGUCCACCGCUAGUCCACCACUAGUCCACCGCUAGUCAGUCCACCGCUAGUCCACCGCUAGUCCACCGCUAGUCCACCGCUAGUCCACCACUAGUACCGCCGCCGGGCAACCAACUCGCGGGCGAUGAGGCGGGCAGUGCGGCGGUGGGACGUGGUGAGGGCGGCAGUGGUGGCGCUGGUUGUGGCGCGCUGCUGCAUGCCUCUCGCACGGGCUGCCCCCGUGCUGCACCCUGACAUGGGAGUGUUGGAGAGUUUGGCAUCUGAAUGGAGUGAGGUCAACGGAACGAGCACAUGGAGCAGAGGCAGAGAUUGUGAGAGCAUGGCUCUUGUGCGCUGUGAUGGCGACGGGCAUGUCAUUGCACUCGACGUAGUCUAUGACGACAGUGCAAUCUCCUUGCCAGAGAGCAUCACGGGCUUCUCGCAUCUCACAAGGCUGUCCAUCACGGACAGCACCCUCAUGGACUCCCUGCCCUCUGCUCUCUUCGCCAUGCCGAAUCUCAAGCACCUUAAUCUCAGUCAUUGCGUACUCUCAGGCAACAUCCCUGAUGCAGUAGGCCUUGCAACAGGCCUCCAGACCCUUGAUCUCUAUUACAAUCAACUCCAAGCCCUCCCCGCUUCCCUGGGAAACCUCACGACUCUCACACACCUUGGUUUGGGUCGCAACAUCUUUUUGGGCACCCUCCCCGCCUCUUUGAGCAGACUCUCCUCUCUCAUGCACCUCUCAGCAAGCCACAAUCGUCUCAACGGUUCCAUUCCCCAAGUGCUGAGCAACCUGCACCGCCUCACAUACCUUGAUUUGAACCACAACAAAUUUUCUGGUUCCCUCCCUGCUUUCUUGGGCGGCCUCUCCUCUCUCGUGCACCUCUCAGCAAACCGCAACGGCCUCAACGGUUCCAUUCCCCGAGAGCUGGGCAAUCUGCACCGCCUCACAUACCUCACCUUGGACGACAACAAAUUCUCUGGCUCCCUCCCCGCUUCCCUAGGCAACCUCUCGUCUCUCGUCCACCUCUCAGCAAGCAUCAACGAUCUCAACGGGUCCAUUCCCCAACAGCUGGGCAAUCUGCACCUCCUCACAUACCUGAUCCUCGCCUACCAAACGCUCUCAGGGCCAAUCCCCGAGUCAAUGGGAGCCCUUACCAACCUGGAAUAUCUGAACCUGAAGUUCAACAGGCUGACUGGCACCAUCCCUGCCUCCAUAGCCAACCUCACCCGCCUCACUGAAGUACAUCUCUCCUACAACUUCCUUGCAGGGUCAAUUCCUGUUGCACUCACCACACUCACUAAUCUCCAAGAACUCUCCCUUGACCACAACCAGCUGGCGGGAUCCCUUCCAUCCUUCCACCACUUGAGCCGCCUCAGCAGGCUUCACGCCAGAUACAACUACCUCACAGGCAGAGCAGCGCCGUUUCCUGAAUGCCUCUCCCCAAAUCGCACCUCCGCCUGCCCCAAUGACUGCCUCUACCCCCCUACUGUGUCCUACAUCCACGGAAACUGCCUUGCCGCGUCUACUUUCUCGUGUGACGGGUGGCAGAGGAGUAGCCACGACUGCCGGUUGUUCUGUGGGGCCCGGCCGCUCACCCCGCCCUGCAGCGGCCAUGGCGUGUGCUCCGUUGAGCCAGGCCACCAUGACGACACGCCUGCAUGGGGGGCACAGUGCACGUGUGAUGAGGGCUACACGCAAGGGACUGCUGCUGGCACUUGUGUCCCACGAGGUCCUGCAUUUCUGUUGGCGCUGCUGCUUGUGCUGCUGCUUCCACUGGCGAUGCUGCUGUUGCUGGCCUUCGCACUGCCGCGGUUUCUGAGGUGCGUUAAGAACCGACCCCGGCCUCGCUUUUUCUUCUCAAAGAGAGCAUUGGCUGCACGGCAAGCUUCUUUGAGCUUAGAGGUUGCUUGAUAGGCAGACGGCAAGCAAGCAGACAACGAGAGGCGUUCAUGGCCAUCCGAUUCAGUCAGACCCCCUCCUGGUUACCGUUUGCAUUGCGUUCCCCGCCCUUUCGAGAGGCGCUUCGCUGGUCUAGAGCGAGGCACUAUGAUGGCGCUGAACAGUGGAUGGCUUAGAUGUCCGUGAGUGGAAUGGGGAAUACUUUUUCCAGCUAUUAUGGAUGUUAAUCUGCUUGUACUUACACGGCUUCCAAGAUCCAC